AUGCGCGCGCCGGAUCCCGCCGCCACGCCGCCGUGCGCCUCCCGCCGGCGACCUCCGCCGCCUGCCACCGGACCCGCGCGCGCCCGCGACUCCGCCGCCUCAUCACCGGACUUCGUCCGCCGUGCGCUGCCGUCGCCUCUUCGCCUCUCCGCCGCCGCCACGAGCUUCUCCGGCCGCCACCUUGCCCUCGUCCGCCGCCACCUCGGGAGUUGCACCACCGUUCGCGGGAGUUCCCGCAUCGCCGGAGUCCGCGCCUCGCCGGAGAAGAAGGUGGAUCAGAUCCACCAGCGAAUAGGCUCCACUCGGCAAGCAAUACCAACCGGUGUCUCUCUACAACGCCUCCUCAAGCCGUCUAUCAAGCCGUCUCCAGAGUCCGAUUCCAUCUUCGUGCCGCCUAACCCUGAUACAGCCAGGUCUGGCUCGAAGAACCAAGUGGGUGACCCAGGAACUUCGAUAGUCGGCCCGGGGACAUCAGCAGGCGGCUCGGGGACUUCCGUAGUUACGCCCGACCUGGGGACUGCCACACCCGGCUCGGGGACUGCGGUAGUCGGCCCAGGGACUGCACCAACACAACAGGCAGCGGCCGACUCCAGCAUUUCACCACCCAACCCGCCCGCCCUGGUCGUAGUAGCUGUGUUGGCAAUAGAAGAAGUCGCAGCUCCAUCAUGGGCUCAGUCCAUCCUCAACUUCCUAAUAAACCAAGAUCUGCCGGCUGACGAAAUAGAGGCAAGGCAAGUCCAACGCCGAGCCGAAGCAUACACAAUCGUCAACAGAGAGCUCGUCAAGCGCAGUGUCACUGGAGUCCUCCAGCGAUGCAUCGAGCAAGAGAAGGGCAUUGCAAUCCUCAGAGACAUCCACCAAGGAGAAUGCGGCCACCAUGCGGCCUCAAGAUCACUCAUCGCCAAAGCUUUCCGCCAUGGUUUCUUUUGGCCGACUGCUUUGGAUGACGCCAAGGAGUUAGUUAAACAUUGCAAAGGGUGCCAAAUCUUCAGCUCCAAGCAACACAUGCCGGCUUCAGCACUCAAGACCAUUCCCCUCACUUGGCCCUUCGCCGUUUGGGGA
This is a messenger RNA of Triticum urartu, 1062 nucleotides long. Lineage: Eukaryota; Viridiplantae; Streptophyta; Magnoliopsida; Poales; Poaceae. The record is from RefSeq and is a predicted model, not a curated record.